AUGUGUUAUCUUCAGAUUAUUCCAGAAGGCCGUUCUCUUAGUUUCAAUAUGCAUCCCUACGACGUGAUAAUAGUCGGCCUCGGCUGCGCAGGAGUCACUGCAUCUACCACUCUCGUCAGGGCUGGGAAGAAAGUUUUGGGAUUGGAAGCCAUGGACAGGAUAGGAGGGAGAGUUAAGACGGUGACUUUUGGAGAUGGCGUAGUGGAGGAGGGUGCUGAAUGGAUCCACGGAACAGUAAAAAGUCGAAUUUUUGAUGCCGCAGUGAAACAUAACGUCCCCAUACUCCCCCAAGAUAUGGUCUUUCAUGCCUUACAGUCUGAUGGGACUCAAGCUGAUCACAAGCUGAUAAACGAUCUAAUAGAAUUUGCAUUUGAAAAGGUCGGGAAACCUCCAAAGGAUUUCACUGGGGGGCUUGGGGAAUUUAUAACUGGAAGAGUAAUGGAAUAUGUAAAACAGAACUACCCACAUCUGGUAAACGAUAAGUCGUUCCUCACUGAGUUCUUCGAGCUGAUGAACCUGUACAUCAACAACCAUGAGUCUUCUAAUGACUGGAAUGACGUCAGUGCACAGAGUAGGUACACGGAGCUAGACGGACACCAGCAUAUGAGCUGGCAUAGACACGGAUAUAAAACCUUUUUCGAAAUAAUGCUGAACACAUACAAAAAUGGCCCUGGCCUCCCUAACCUCGAUAUAAAGCUAAACACUGAGGUGUCCCAAAUAGUUUGGCCCAAAGAUGGGGCCGGGGACGUGAAAGUGUCGUGCGCAGAUGGCAGCACUUACACUGCAAACCACGUCAUAGUCACAGUCUCUUUGGGGGUGCUCAAGGAUCGACAUAAAACCCUAUUCAACCCAGGGUUGCCACAAGAAAAGAUAAAAGCCAUAGAAAACACGUCGAUUGGCGUUAUGGACAAAAUUAUCUUUAAAUUUGAAGAGCCGUGGUGGCCGAAGCAGUGUCUAUUCUUCGCCUUUCUAUGGAAGCCGGAGGAUAAAGAACGCGUACCCAAAGAGGAUUAUUGGACGACAAGGAUUUUUGCAGCUAGCAACCCAAUGGGCUCUAGGAACGCUUUGACUCUGUGGACGAGUGGCGAUGUUGCAAAAAUGCUUGAAACUUUACCAGAAAACCUAGUGAAAAGAAAAUGCAUGGAUCUGCUGAGAAAAUUCAUGGGGAAAAUCUGCGUUAUCCCAGAACCUACUGGGAUGAUAAGAUCAACCUGGUAUACGAACCCGUUUACCCGCGGCAGCUAUUCCUACGAUAAUCGGCUAACAUUACAGAACCCGAAUGCUCGUACGCACCUAGCUGAACCGUUACGCGACAAGUUCGGAUGUGCUCGCGUCUUAUUCGCGGGCGAAGCAACAGAUUUGACACACUUUUCAGCGGCCCAUGGUGCUUGUGACUCCGGCUACAGAGAAGCUAUGAGGCUCUUAGGGAAUAAAUAUUCAAUAGUUGUCUCUGGCACAUGUAAUGACUAUUUGAAAAGCCGUAGAAAAGGCCCAAUCAGUGCGCCAAUCGUUAAUUCUGGGAAUAAAACAACAGAUGGCGUGACAAGAGUAAACAGUUCAACGAAAGUUACAGUUAAAUCUAUCAAAAAAAAUCUUCGAGCGCGCGCUGAAACUACCCUCAGUACAUUAUACGAUAUCGAAACAGCAUACGACUACCAUGUAUGUCCGUUAUCGUGUCCAAACACAUACGAUCCAGUCUGCGUAGCUGUCAACAGGGGCCACGGCCUGUACUUCAAGUUUUACACCUUCGUGAAUCAUUGCGCAGGAGAUUUGUACUAUUGUAAACAUUGGCAAGAAUUCAGCCCACCCCCGGAUGAGGGUGAAUUGGUGAAGAGUUCACCGUUGAGUUGGUCGUAUUGUGCUGCUAACAAAUACAUUCAAUACGCGAGAUUUAGCGAAGUUACGUCGUCUAUGGGAUAUUAUGGCUGGCUAGCGGGCGAUCACAAGUACAGUCAUAUAAUGGAACCCCACGAAAGAAUAAAAGGGUACGGAUAA
Leptosia nina is the source of this 1995-nucleotide messenger RNA. The record is from the annotation of a GenBank genome assembly. Lineage: Eukaryota; Metazoa; Arthropoda; Insecta; Lepidoptera; Pieridae.